Taeniopygia guttata (zebra finch) is the source of this 3918-nucleotide messenger RNA. The record is from RefSeq and is a predicted model, not a curated record. Lineage: Eukaryota; Metazoa; Chordata; Aves; Passeriformes; Estrildidae.
CACCCCAAAACCUGCGGAGCCAGAGCCCAGACACCCCAAAACCUGCGGAGCCAGAGCCCAGACACCCCAAAACCUGCAGAGCUAUAACCCAGAGACACCAAAACCCAGAGAACCAGAGCCCAGGGACCCUAAAACCCGGAGAACCAGAGCCCAGAAUUCCUGAGAGCCGCAGCCAGGACAGCAGACCCGGAACCCCAAAACCCGGAGAGAUCCCACAACCCCGGGACCCCCCAGUCCAUCUGGGGGGGCAGGACCCACAUCCAGCCCCGAGUGCAGCCAGGAGGGUCCCUCACCCCAGAACGAGCAGUGGCAUGUGGCAGGUGUGACACCCCACCUGUGCCAGGCCACCAUGGAGCCGUGCCCGGGGCAGCCCCAGGAGGCCCUGCUGACGGUCAACGAGCAGGUCAUUGUCAUGUCCAGCCAUGAGACCAUCCGGGUGCUGGAGGUGGGGGUGGAUGGGGACCCCAAAACGGCCGCGGAGGGAGCGGGGGGGUCCCCGGCACAGGGGGGCCCCCCGGGUGCGGAGGAUGCUCCCGGCAGCACCCCGAGCUCGUCCGGCGGGGAGGCGGCAGGUAAAGAAGCCAAAGCCGCCUCGCCGGUCCCGGUGCCCGCCCCGAGCCAGCCCGCCGUGACACACCUGGCCGUGCAGGCCGCCCCGCAGGUGUUGGCUCAGGAAAGCUUAGCCACAGGUGUGACAGGAGUAAUGGUUCCGGCAGGGACAGUUACUCAACCUCUUCUUAUCCCCAUCAGUAUUGCAGGUCAGGUGACAGGCCAGCAGGCGCUGGCCCUGGUGACAAUUCCCACAGCAACGCUCGCCGCGCUCCCGGGACUGACGCCGGCGGCACCCGCGGGGGCGAUUUUCAAACCGCCCGUAGCCAAUCUCACAGCCGCCGCCGUGCUCAGCCCCGCCGUCCCGGCCGUCCCGGCGGUCCCGGCGCCGCCGCCGCCCCCGGGGCAGCCCCCGCUGCUGCCCCAGCCCCCCCCGGCGCCCACCCCCACAAAGGAGCCCCCGAUCUCCGUCCAGCCCCAGAUCACCGGACUGGCCUUUAACCCCGGCAUACUCACGGCGGCUCUGGGGGCACAGCCGCAGAUUUUGGGGUCCCUCAGUGCCCCCCCCGUGAUCGCCACCCCCCUCCCCAGCAUCCAGGGGAUCCCGGGGCAGCUCCUGACCAGCGCCCAGGGCCAGGUGAUCGGGACCCUGCCGUGGGUGGUGGCGCCCCCCGCGCCCGCCCCGCCCAGCCUGCAGGUGACAGCGGUGACCCCGCAGCUGCUGCUGAACGCGCAGGGCCAGGUCAUCGCCGCGCUGGCCACCGGGACCCCCGCGCUGCCCACCGGGCCCCCCGCCCCGGGCCCCGGCAAGAAAAACGGGCCCGCAGAGCCCCCCGUCAAAAGCGAGGUCCAGCCCAUCCAGCCGGCCCCCGCCGGGGUGGGGACGAGCCCCACGGCCAAAGUGGCACCAUCGCCGGUGCCCAUCAGCUGCUCCGAGACCCCCACCGUGAGCCAACUGGUGGCCAAGCCCCCCGCCCCGCCCAGCACGGAGGAGGACGGGAUCAACCUGGAGGAAAUCCGGGAAUUCGCCAAGAACUUCAAACUGCGGCGCCUCUCGCUGGGGCUGACCCAGACCCAGGUGGGACAGGCCCUGACGGCCACCGAGGGCCCUGCCUACAGCCAGUCGGCCAUCUGCAGGUUCGAGAAGCUGGACAUCACGCCCAAGAGCGCGCAGAAGCUGAAGCCGGUGCUGGAGAAGUGGCUGCGGGAAGCGGAGCAGCGGCAGCGCGAGGGGCAGCAGCACCUGCUGGAGUUCGUGGGGGGCGAGCCGGGCAAGAAGCGCAAGCGGCGCACGUCCUUCACCCCGCAGGCCCUGGAGGCCCUCAACGCGCACUUCGAGCGCAACGCGCUGCCCACGGGCGCCGAGAUCACGCGCAUCGCGCAGGAGCUGCGCUACGAGCGCGAGGUGGUGCGCGUCUGGUUCUGCAACCGCCGCCAGACCCUCAAGAACACCAGCAAGCUCAACGUCUUCCACGUGCCAUGAUGGGCAGUGCCAGGCCUGCCACCGGCAUGCCGGGCCUGGCCCUCCAUGCCCGGGCCUGUGUCCGUCUCAGGCCUCCCCCAGUCCCAAACUGGGAGCGCUGGGAGCGCCCCCGUGUCCCCCCGGCCGCCAGCCAUCGGCACUUCGGGCACCGGUUCUGUCCUUCUGCCACCCGGUUCUGUCCCUCUGCCACCCGGUUCUGUCCCUCUGCCACCUGGUUCUGUCCUUCUGCCACACGGUUCUGUCCCUCUUCCAUCUGGUUCUGUCCUUCUGUCACCCGCUUCUGUCCUUCUGUCACCCGGUUCUGUCCCUCUGCCACCCGGUUCUGUCCCUCUGCCGCCCGGUUCUGUCUCUCUGCCACCCGGUUCUGUCCCCAUCUGGUUCUGUCCCUCUGCCACCCGGUUCUGUCCUUCUGCCGCCCGGUUCUGUCCUUCUGCCACCUGGUUCUGUCCCUCUGCCACCCGGUUCUGUCCUUCUGCCACCCAGUUCUGUCCCUCUGCCACCUGGUUCUGUCCCUCUGCCACCUGGUUCCGCCACCACACCUGUACCCGUGUCCACCAUGGUCAUACCCGUGUCCACCACACCUGUACCUGUGUCCACCACACCUGUACCAGUGUCCACCAUGCCCAUACCUGUGUCCACCAUGCCCGUACCAGUGUCCACCACACCUGUACCUGUGUCCACUGUGCCCGUACCUGUGUCCACCAUGCCCGUACCUGUGUCCACCACACCUGGACCCGUGUCCACCACUCCUGUAUCAGUGUCCACCAUGCCCGUACCUGUGUCCACCACACCUGUACCAGUGUCCACCAUGUCCAUACCUGUGUCCACCAUGCCCGUACCUGUGUCCACCAUGGUCAUACAAGUGUCCACCACACCUGGACCCGUGUCCACCAUGCCCGUACCUGUGUCCACCACACCUGUACCAGUGUCCACCACACCUGUACCAGUGUCCACCACACCUGUACCAGUGUCCACCAUGUCCGUACCUGUGUCCACUGUGCCCGUACCAGUGUCCACCACACCUGGACCCGUGUCCACCAUGGUCAUACCCGUGUCCACCACACCUGUACCUGUGUCCACCACACCUGUACCAGUGUCCACCACACCUGUACCAGUGUCCACCACACCUGUACCAGUGUCCACCAUGUCCGUACCUGUGUCCACUGUGCCCGUACCUGUGUCCAGCACCCCUGUACCCGUGUCCAACAUUCCAUGUCUUCCACACAUUCUCAACUGGGAGCACUGGGAACAUCCCAGUUCCCGGUCACGGUCCCCCAUGACCGCCUGCCAUCAACACUUCGGCGACUGAUUUUAUCCCUUUGGCCACUGGUUUUGUCCCUUUGGCCACUGGUUUUGUCCCUUUGGCCACGGAUUUUGUCCCUCUGCCCCCUGUACCUGUGCCCACCUGUGCCUGUGUGUGUCCCCCGUUCCCUCCUGUCACACACGACCCGAGCUGGUGUCACCCCUCCCCACCUGUGACACGCGUGGUGACAGACCCCCCUGAGUGUCACACACCCGCCCAAAAUCCGCGAGUUCCAUUUUUCUGGGUUUUGCUCUUUUUGCUGUGUUACUGAGGUGAUGUUACGGCUCACCGGGGGUGACCCCAAAUUUAUGUCACCCCACGCUGGUUUUGCGUGAGGGGCUUCUGGGGGUGAUCCCCCACCUUGGGGAGGUCCCGUGGGUGGAUUUUGGGGACAUCAUCCCCGGCCUUGGGGGGCGUGAACCCCAAAGCAGCGGCAGCGCCCCUUCCCCACCUCCCCCUGCCCGGAGCCCGGGGGGCUCCAGCCCCGCCGGGAGCGAUGGGAGGGGAGCUUCGGGGGGGACACGGGGCCGCGGCAGAUUGAUGCACUUGAUGUAGUGGUGUGAAAUAAACUGUAUUUUUCUUU